AUGAUUUUCAGAUAAGGGUUAUCUCCCUUCUUUGUAGAAUCGUAGUUUUUAUGUUAUUAAAUUUCAUUAUAUUUUUUACAUUUUGUGAAAAUACGGUAAUGAAAAGCUAUCAGUGUAUUCAGUGUGGUUGGGAUGCUAAAGAAUUAUAUAGAGAUUUUAAAGGUGGAAUAAUUAAAAUAGCUCACUGUGUUCACUGCCAUGAAGUUGUAGACAAAUAUACUGAAUAUGAGCCAGUCAUUGUAUUUCUCGAUGCUCUUCUCUUAAAGACCCCAGCGUACAGACACAUUCUGGUCAACACGGAUUAUAAGUCUCCAUGGAAACUAGUGAUUAUUCUGCUGUUCUGUGAUGCAUUUACGAAGCUUGUUGAACAGCGAUCUGCUCGCUCAUCUCGUGUGGGCCGUCUCGAACCAGACUAUGUUUUCUACUCCGCAUUGGAAUGGGAUCUCUACUGGAACAUCUUCAUGGCUUCAGCCGAACUGCUUGUUUUUCUUGGUGUUGUAAUUUUACUUUGGAUUGUUUGGAUGAAAAGAAAACGAAAAUCUACAACAUUACAUGAAUACCAGAUGGUUGUGAGAGCUCUAGUAAUGUCUGAUUUUGGCAAGAUUCUCCUCAUCCCAGUGAUGCUGUGGGGUCAGACAUACAGUGUAUUCUAUAUAUGGAUCUGCCAUGUUUUUGUCUUGGCGUCAAAUAUCCAGGCUUUAAAAGUUGUGUCCAUCGACUGCAGUCUCCAGUUUUCAUUCAUACUGGUGUGUUUGGGUUACACAGCCCAGUGGUUUGUCGUAUCAUGGCUGCCUGCUCAUUGGACUGAUGUAUCAUCAUCUGUCUUACCAUUCAGCUGAAACACACUUUCUCAACUUGUACUGAUGCAAAGGGUUUUAUACAAGCAGCAGCCAUUGUAGCCGAGCAAAAAGCAAGUAUGGAUUCUCAAAAUGAAGUAAAAGAAUAUGUGUGUUAUCCAGGCCUGUGGGAAAGAUCCCUUGCUGCUAAUGGAAAAAUGUUGCACUUGCCCUCGGAAGAUUACAUGACAAAAUUACCAAAUGUUUGACAUCCAAUAGCCGAUAAUGUGCUCUAGUGGUGUAAUAAACAAAUAAACUUUGAUUUACCUGGAUUUACCUGGAUUUACCUGUAUUUACCUGGAUUUACCUGUAUUUGGGACAUAACUGUUUCUGUUGUGUAUUUGGUGCCAUGUGCAAGAAAUUCCAUGUAAAAGAUUCUUGCUGUGCUAUUUUUUGGAACGUGCUGGCCUCGGUGGUCUAGUGGUUAAUGUAUCAGCUAUAUAUAUAUAUAUAUUAGGCUGUAAAUUACUGGAUGCACAUCUUAGUACCAGCUCCUACCCAGAGUUUUAAUCCACGGCAUGGUGAGGUGGUGAGAGGCCACUACACCGAUUACUGGACCUGUCCAAAUAGCCGAGUGUGUAUGCAGGACAAUGUGUUUAAAUCUUGAUUAGAUAUUAGCACGGAAACUGUGGAAUGAUCACCAGCAGUGGGUUUUACCUUCAAUCAUUGGCAGAACCAGAGAUGGGUCAUAAGAGUCCUGUGAACCCCCGACAAACCUAUUUAAGUGCCUUUUUUAAUUAUAAAGUUACUGAAAUUCUAAGCAUCUUUAUUUAAAACAUUUCCAAGGAGACCCACCCCCUACAAAUCUCGCUCUUGAACGCUUGACUUAUUUGCCUUCAGCAAACUCUAAUUGCCCUUUUUAGAAUUUUAUGACCCUUUACAAAAUCAUAGAUCACACACAUGCAUGCACGUACAUGCACACUCACUAAUACUGUAAAGUAACACAAAUGUUACGUCCUAAUACUAAUAAACAAUGAGCUCAGGUUUUAUAAACCAAACAUUCCUUUCUUUACAUUUACUUGUAAUGGGAAAAUAAAAGACUUAAGACAUU
Molecule: messenger RNA, 1887 nt
Organism: Gigantopelta aegis
Lineage: Eukaryota; Metazoa; Mollusca; Gastropoda; Neomphalida; Peltospiridae
Product: protein ARV1-like
Exons: 6
Coding region: 51-839 (262 amino acids)
Biological process (GO): intracellular sterol transport; sphingolipid metabolic process; sterol metabolic process
Cellular component (GO): Golgi apparatus; cortical endoplasmic reticulum
Source: RefSeq, a predicted model, not a curated record